This is a messenger RNA of Aspergillus nomiae NRRL 13137, 1464 nucleotides long. RefSeq lists its product as uncharacterized. The coding region runs from base 1 to 1464 and encodes 487 amino acids. The record is from RefSeq and is a predicted model, not a curated record. NCBI's taxonomy places the organism in Eukaryota, Fungi, Ascomycota, Eurotiomycetes, Eurotiales, Aspergillaceae. The transcript is spliced from 2 exons.
AUGGCACUAGCAACUCAUUCAGUCGACCAACAUGUGUCCCCGCUUUUCUCGCUCGGGGUUGAUGUGUGGUAUAUUGUGCUUGACAUUCUUCGUGAAGAGCCUGAACCGGACGAGGAAGAGGACGAUGAUGAGGACCCUGAUAGUUUCUGGAAACCCAAGAGUAUAGCCCGGAGACUACCUCAUCUUCCGGAUCUCAUAAACAUGAGUAGUACAUGCACAUGGUUUCGGGAUUUGCUUGCUCCCACCAUAUUGGCCAACCUCGAAUUAUACAAUACGGCAAAAAGCGCUCAGUCAAUCACUGCGAUCAGUCGGGGGAAGCAUGCUGCAUGUGUCAAGACGCUGCGCUACAUUGGUAUUUGUGAGACGGAUCAGCAGAGCUCGCCACUGGAGAAGGUGUACCCCCCAGAGGUUGACCGAGUUCUGUCCAAUCUACGCAUGUUCAGUAAUCUUGACAAAAUCGUGAUCGAAUUUCCCUUCGACUACGACGAUGACCUAUUGCUCGACUACUUUCAAAGUGAUAUAUUCUACCCCGAGAACGCUCCAUCUGAGGAGAGUGAAAAUGCCUGGCGCGGACUGAUGGCAGCAAGCCUUCACGCAAUCGUAUCCAAUUACACCCACUCCUCAUCCAGUGGUCAACCACCCCUAUCCAUCGAAUUCCGCGAUCUGAACAUUUUCAUGGUAUCAGUUUUCACAACCGAAGCAUUCCAGUCCUUCCUAUCACAACUUACGACUUUCAAUCUCUCUCUAAGGAGAUGGGAUAACGGCGUUGGCUGGACUAUGAUGACCCAACCCAUCUUCGGCGAUUUCUCACACUACCUAGGGCCCUUCUUCUUCAACCACCUCGCCACCGUGGAAGAAUUCUCCUUCGAUCCCCGGGAAACGGCAUCGCUUGGAAACGGAGGGCAACCGUAUUGCGAGGACAUCGGUCUGAGAAAUGCGACAAUGCCAAGGCUGCGGAAACUUACAUUGAACAACAUUAUCCUCUGUUCUGAGCUGCGCGACUUUCUUGUUCGACACAAGACCACGAUGGAGUCUAUUGCAUUCGAGGACUGUUUUGCAAGUAGCGAGCGGCCAUGGGAAUACGGGCAACCGAUCGCCUGGAGAGAGCUAUUUACCACUCUGGCACAGGAGCCUUUUUCUCAGCUUACAAACUUUCAGCUCACUUGGAAAGAUAGUCAGCUGCAGAUGCUUGACCUUGACGAUAUGUGGGGUGAUCCCGGGUUGGUCCAGCGGGUACGCCAGAAGCUCGAGAGGGAGCCCGACGUAAAAGCAUUCCCAUACUGUGAGGUGGACAGCAAGUAUGGAGCGAGAUAUUGUGCCACGGAGGCCACCCAAACGGCGUUUCUAACGGGAGCGGACUACCAGAGUUAUGUGGAUCUUAUGUCCGUAAUUCAAAGGAAUGGCACGCAUGGUGGCCGAGUACGCAACUACGAACGGCAAGCAAACAUGGGGUGGUUAGGUUGA